This is a messenger RNA of Sesamum indicum (sesame), 1408 nucleotides long. It is a transcript of the gene GGR, whose product is annotated as geranylgeranyl reductase. The record is from RefSeq and is a predicted model, not a curated record. Gene Ontology annotation, biological process: isoprenoid biosynthetic process. Lineage: Eukaryota; Viridiplantae; Streptophyta; Magnoliopsida; Lamiales; Pedaliaceae. Gene Ontology annotation, molecular function: prenyltransferase activity.
ACCCACCUCCACCAUUUGCUCCUCACUCUAAACCCCACUUUCUUCAAUUUCUGCUAAAAUCCCAAGCCCACAAUACUGAAAAUAAGGUAGAUAUUUCCGUUAUGGUUUUCUCAACAGUAAUGACGUGCUCUCCACAUGUUUGCUUCUCCAAGGCCGCUCCUCCCGUUAUUCGCCGCACAAUCCGGUGCUCCGCCGCUUCACUUUCUCCUAAAUUUGAUCUUAAGACAUACUGGACGUCUCUGAUUAAGGAAAUUGAUCAGAAACUCGACGAGGCAAUACCAGUGCAGUACCCACAGCAGAUCUACGAAGCCAUGCGCUAUUCGGUUUUGGCGAAAGGAGCUAAGAGAGCACCGCCGGUGAUGUGCGUCGCUGCUUGUGAGCUGUUCGGAGGGAACCGACUCGCCGCCUUCCCCACCGCCUGCGCUCUUGAAAUGGUUCAUGCUGCGUCAUUAAUACAUGAUGACUUGCCAUGCAUGGAUGAUGACCCAUCACGAAGAGGUAAACCCUCGAACCACACGAUAUUUGGUGUGGAUAUGGCAAUAUUAGCUGGGGAUGCAUUGUUUCCGCUUGGUUUCCGCCACAUUGUUUCACACACCCCAACUGAUCUCGUCCCUGAGACUCGCCUCCUUCGGGUCAUUGCAGAGAUUGCGCGGGCAGUGGGGUCCACUGGUAUGGCUGCUGGGCAGUUUCUCGACCUUGAGGGUGGUCCAAAUGCGGUUGAUUUCGUCCAAGAGAAAAAGUUUGGCGAAAUGGGACAAUGCUCUGCUGUUUGUGGAGGCCUACUAGCCGGUGCUUCAGAUGAUGAGAUUCAACGGUUGAGAAGAUACGGACGGGCUGUAGGUGUCCUGUACCAGGUGGUGGACGAUAUCUUGGAAGCCAAAACGGAGACAGCGAAGAAGGAUGAGAAAAACAAAAAGAAAGGUAAAAGUUAUGUAUCAGUAUAUGGGGUGGAGAAAGCGAUAGAGGUGGCUGAGGAUCUAAGAUCCCAGGCUAAGAAAGAGUUAGAUGGGUUGGAGAGAUACGGGGAAAAGGUUCUACCAUUAUACAGCUUUGUUGAUUAUGCUGCUGAUAGAGGUUUUAGCUUUGCGGUGCCAGUUUAGCUUUACAACUAGAAUGAUGUUAAUUUGCGUGCACUUAUUACAGACUGCUAUUUCAUGUAACAAAGCAAGGUGUCCUGUACCUUGUUGUUUGUAUGCUUGUAUUUCUAUACUUGAGAUCAUAAAACAAUAAAUAAGGAUUCUAACAGAGCAGUUUCCUUAUCCAAGAUGGAUGGGAACAUUGAGCAUGUAAUGUAGUGUAAUAAGAAGCUUUGAUGUGGGGAUUGUUCAUCACUUCCACUCUCCUCCGGAGUUGUUUGGGAUGUUGUGUUGAUGAUCCAAUUAAAUCCUUUGCGGCCUUUCACUGAAAA